GGCAAGAAGAUUGAUAUUUCGAUGAUGUAUCUUCAAACUGUAUUUAAACCUUAGUCAGAAUUGAACGAAAAGACGUCGAAUCAAUAUCGAUUCGACAUCAAUUCGAGGUCGAUUCGACGCCGAUUUAACUAUCAUUUUUAACUGGGACAUUUUUCUUCUAAUUUUAGAUGGCCCAAUGGCAAAAAAUAUUACGAUAAGAUAUCUAAAUAUGAAAUAUAUGAGCUAAAUCUAAAAGAUAUUUUGAAAUUUGAGGAGAAAUCUGUAGAGAAAUCUGAGAAGGAACCUGAACAAUUGAUGAUUAUGAAUAAAAGUUUAAAUUUUACAGAAAUAGGAAUAUACAGUGUAAAGUUGUCACAAAAUAUUAUAUCUGAAAUACUAGAUAAGCUUUAUGAUAUGAAUGAUUCGAUAGCUUAUAUAGCAGAUUUUGAUUACGAAUAUCAAUUAGAAAAUACAAGGGCACCUGACCAUAACAUAUACAGAAUGGAACAAAUAGCUAAAAAUUUCGUAACGAACACUUGCAUCUCUGAUGAAAUUAAAUACUUGUUAACAACCGAAUCUUCACGAAGUGCUAAUUGCGAUCUAACCAAGAGAUAUUGCAAUAUGAGAUUGUAUAAUUAUUUGAGAAAACAUGUGGUGUUUGGAAAGUGGAAAGGAUUUCAAGCAAAACCAGCUGAACAACAGCUAAUGGAACAAGCUGCUACUAUUUUGGCUCAAUAUCUUCAACCAGAAAAGGAUAUAUUUUACUCGCGCAUAAAAACAUCAUUAAAUACUAUCGCACAAAACGCACGGAAUUUGCUCAGAAAAAAAUAUCCCGAUCAUUCAAUAUUCGGGACGUCUGCCGAAAAUUUUUCCUAUUGGGAAAACAAUAAUAUUAACGAUAAUUAUUGGGACGAAGCGGAAGGAACUCAAAUUAUGGAUACACUGCAGGAAUAUAUAUUUGGUGAACUCAACUUUCGAAUUAACCAAAAGGAAGACGAUGAUGAAUUGAAACAGUAUUGUAUAGAUAAUGUCUUAGAAAAUAAAUAUGGCGAUGAUAAUAUUAUAUUAACAAUAUAUCACAGCGUGGCCAGAAGACUUGGUCUACGGUGUGAUAUAAUUGAAACUAAUGGAGAAAUGUGUAUAUUUUGGAAACCUAAAUAUGCCACGAACAGCUUAGAAAAUGUAAGGUGUUUUUACAUAAGUUUUGACAAAUUCCCGGCUAAUCUUAUCGAGAUGUCUUUUUCAGAACCUUCUGAAUAUUACAGAAUGUCAGCUAGUGAGUUAAUUGAAGACAUUUUAGAUAAAAGUGACAAUUUUUACUGGAAAAAUAAUAUUUUGAAGAUGCCAUCAAAAGUAAUACUAUUAUCAAGUUUAUCCAUUUGCAAGAAUGAAAAACGUGGUGCAUUUAAAUUUAGUAAAUUAAAUCAGUCGAUUGGACGACCAAAUAAUAUCAAAUUUGUAGUUGGAAUGAUCGUAAAACAUAAUAAAAAUGAAAGUCAUGAAUCUACAAACGGUAUUCGCGGUGUAAUAGUAGGUUGGCACAAAAAUAAAUUUGGCCUUAAAAAAAUAUUCUACAGCGACAGUUACCAAUUCGGACACAAAAUAAUCUUCUACUGCUAUCUUAGGCCUUUCAAUACUUACUCGUAUUAUGCUUUUUUGGAAGCAUCCACAUAUGAACAACCACAUUACAUAAUACUUACUGAAAAGAACACACUGUGUUUCAUAAAUGAAGACGCUCUGACCUUAACAACUGGAUGGGUCGAAAAUUACGAAAUAGGACGUUAUUUCUGUAAAUUCGAAGACACGCAUUACGUACCAAAUAAAAUGAUGGCAGAACUUUAUCCGCACGAUGCCGCUAUAAUUGAGGAAAAAAACAAUAUCAAAUACGGUAUACAAAUGGCUAACUAUAAGCACAAACGCAGUAAUUAAGACACGUAUAUUUUAUUGUAAAUUAUACUCAUUUUUAAUGUAAGUAUUAUAAUGUAAGUAUUAUCAAAAAAGGGCGUACAUUUUAAUCUGUUUCUGGAUCAUCUG
This is a messenger RNA of Nylanderia fulva, 2013 nucleotides long. Its product is annotated as F-box only protein 21-like. The record is from RefSeq and is a predicted model, not a curated record. Gene Ontology annotation, molecular function: protein binding. NCBI's taxonomy places the organism in Eukaryota, Metazoa, Arthropoda, Insecta, Hymenoptera, Formicidae.